UAUUAUUUUUAUGUCGCCCUUACAAAAAAUUUAAUUUUUAAUUAAAUUUCAAGUAAAAAAAAAAACAACUAAACUCCCAUGGAUUUGGCACAACUUGAGCAAGAAGCUCGCCAAGCAGCCUUAAAAGAUGUUAAAAACAUGCUCCAACGUCCAGGUCAACUGGAGAAAGUCGAUCAAUAUCGUCAUCGAGUUGGGCGUAAAAAAGCCUCUGUCGAGGCAUUACUCAAGACCGGAAUGCAAAACCAACUCGAUGGAGUUCGUGUUGGUCUAAAACAAUUAGUGACAUGUUUGGAAAAUGUCAAAGAUGUUGUUGUCAUAGUCAAAGAAGUCGAUGGUUUGUUGGCUGGGGUUCCAGAAAUUUACGAUGCUUUGGAAGUUGUUCGCGAAGAGAAUACAAAACAUUCUCAAUAUGCAACUGCAAUGGAAAACCUAAAACACAUAUUCAAUGUGCAAUCAAGUGUUGCCAAGACAAUGCAACUCAUUGACGAGGAUAAACUCCUUAAUGCACAUCAAUGUCUUUCGGAUUUGGAGAAUUCUCGAGAUGAUUUGUUGUAUGAAUUGCAUAAGCAAUCUAAACAACAUGCAAGUGACAAAAUCACUUUGAAGAGACAUUUUGAAAAAGUCGAAACAGUCUCGCAAGCGCUGGAGAAAAAGAUUCGAUUGAUUAUGAACCGAACGCUGAACACGGUGCGCAAGGAACCAGUUGUCAUUGUGACUGCAUUGCGGAUAAUUGAGCGCGAAGAGAAGAGCGAUCAAUUUGCAUUGCAACAACAAAAGGUAACUGGUUUCCUGCCACCAGGCAGACCCAAAAAUUGGCGUCAAAUGGCCAUGAAUGUUUUGCGUGAAGCCGUAGUCACUCGAAUCGAAGGCUCCAAGGUUGAAGAACGUGCUGAUAAUAAGCUAUGGUUGGUUAGAGAUUUGGAGAUAACUCGGCAAAUUAUUUUGGAAGAUUUGCGUGUGGUUAAAUCGUUGUGUAUUCCAUGCUUUCCACCACAUUAUAAUAUUUUCAAUGAGUAUGUGAAGCUUUAUCAUCAAGGAUUGUCUGAUUAUCUCGAUGGCAUUGCUAAAGGUGGCUUGGAAGGCAAUGAAUAUGUUUCCUUACUUUCUUGGGUAAUGAAUACCUAUCCUGGAGUUGAGUUGAUGUCCCAUCCAGACCUAAAGGUUGAUGUUCACUCUUUAAUUGGUCCAUUAUUACGUCCGGAGCAUUUGAAAUCCCUGGAAGGAGAAUAUCUCAACAAUAUGCGCAAAAACUACCAAGAUUGGAUGAGCAAAGCUUGUGAAACAGAAAAACAAGAAUGGAUGUCCAAUUGUCCACCUGAUCAAGAUGAACAAUAUUAUCAAAGUUCAGCUCCAGUGAUCAUAUUCCAAAUGAUUGAUCAACAUUUGCAAGUUACCAACACAAUUCAUGUUGAGCUGACGUUCAAAGCUCUUGUUCUGAGCAUUCAACAAGUGGAGAUAUUCGGACAGAGUUAUUUGCAAGGAGUAAUUGAAUUGAAAGAACAUCACUUCCGCAAUCGAGAUCAAGUGCAGUAUUUUACACACUACAUUAUUACAAUUGUGAAUAAUUCACAGCAAAUGAUCGAAUUGGCUCAGCAAAUGAAACAACUUUAUUGGCCCAAAUCCCGCACUGAACAUUACGAAGAUUUUGAGAAACUUCUACAAACAUUCAGAAAUAUUCGCAGUCAUGCAGUGGGUUAUCUUCUUGAAGAAGCUUUCCUUGACAUGGAAGUCCAUUUCAAUGACUUGUUCACUGUAAAAUGGUUACAGAGUACUGUUUCCGUUGAUACCAUUUGUGCUACUCUGGAUGAUUAUUUCCAAGAUUACAAUCAUCUCCGCCCGGUUAAUUUUGAGUUGGUGAUAAAUGAAGCCCAGAAUUUGGUUGCCAAGCGGUAUAUCAAAGCUCUACUAUCGAAACGUCUCUCCAAACCCCGUCAAGAAGUUGAAGCUGUUACAAAGAAAAUCAACCAAGAAGCACGUCGCUUUAAGUUGUUCUUCGAGAAAAUAGCUCCAAAUCUAUCAAUGUCCGAAUCACCAAUUGAUCUUAUUUCAACUUUAGCCAAUUUGCUUGUUUGUGAUAUUGAACUUUUGGUAUUGGAUUUGCAUACUUUAUUGGGUAGUUGUCCUUCGUUAAGUGAAGACCAUAUUAUACGAUUAUUUUAUAUAAGAAACGAUGUUAAAGCUAAUGAAGUUAGAGAAAAAGUUCAAGAUGCAAUGAAAUCGAAAAAAGCGAUGGUUAGUAUUGCUAAGCAAGACUGCAUAUUCCGUGAAAUAGUUUUUAAUGAUAAACUGUGGUAAAUAAUAAAUAUUUAAUAAAGUAAAAUAUAUAUGUAAACA
Molecule: messenger RNA, 2334 nt
Organism: Episyrphus balteatus (marmalade hoverfly)
Lineage: Eukaryota; Metazoa; Arthropoda; Insecta; Diptera; Syrphidae
Gene: Sec6
Product: exocyst complex component 3
Exons: 2
Coding region: 79-2295 (738 amino acids)
Biological process (GO): exocyst localization; exocytosis
Cellular component (GO): exocyst
Molecular function (GO): SNARE binding
Source: RefSeq, a predicted model, not a curated record